This is a messenger RNA of Dinoponera quadriceps, 1652 nucleotides long. RefSeq names its product DNA primase small subunit (gene DNApol-alpha50). Gene Ontology annotation, biological process: DNA replication, synthesis of primer. NCBI's taxonomy places the organism in Eukaryota, Metazoa, Arthropoda, Insecta, Hymenoptera, Formicidae. Gene Ontology annotation, cellular component: alpha DNA polymerase:primase complex. The coding region runs from base 208 to 1461 and encodes 417 amino acids. The transcript is spliced from 7 exons. The record is from RefSeq and is a predicted model, not a curated record.
CAUAACUGAGAAAGAAUUCCCGCGCCAAUAAUUUUUCACGCAGUGGUGCUUGAUGGUAGCCGGGAUAUUUUGAGUUUUGCUCGUAAAAGUAGAUUAACGCGACGUUAUUUAUCCUGCAGACAAAUCUAACUGGCAAUCAAUAAUCGGAAAGCUCUGAAUUCUGUGCGUGUGCAAUUUUACACGUUGAUAGAAAUAUAUACACGAGAGAUGAGUGAUAUCACGGAUUUACUCGAUCUGUUGCCGGUUUAUUAUUCGAGAUUAUUUCCAUUCGCCGACUAUCACAGGUGGCUGAGCUAUGGAAAUGCGAGCUAUUUCAGCAAGAGGGAAUUUUCGUUCACGCUCUCGGACGAUCUCUACAUACGUUACCAGUCGUUCAGCGAUCAGAAGGGACUGUCGGAUGAGAUCAAAAGACUGCUACCGCACAAAAUAGAUAUAGGAGCGGUUUACAGUGCCCAACCGAAAGAUCAGAAGAGAGGUGCCAAUUUUCAGCCGGUCGAAAGAGAAUUGGUCUUCGACAUUGACAUGACUGAUUACGACGAAGUAAGGACAUGCUGCAAAGGGGCUGAUAUCUGCGGCAAAUGUUGGAAGUUCAUGUCGCUCGCCUGCAAAAUAUUGGACAGUGCUUUGAGAUUGGAUUUCGGCUACGUGCACAUCCUGUGGGUAUUUUCCGGCAGAAGAGGGAUUCACUGCUGGGUGUGCGACUCUGCAGCGCGCAAUCUGUCGGGGCAAGUUCGCGCAGCAGUCGCUGAAUACUUGCAGAUUAUAGGCGGAGGUGAAUUCAUGAAAAAGAAGGUGUAUCUCACCGGCGACAAGAUCCACCAUUCUAUCAAACGCGCACUCGACAUAAUCGAUCCUGUCUUCAUUGAGAUGUGCGUCAAAGAACAGAAUAUGUUGGGUACGGAGGAGGCGAUCGAAAGGUUCCUCCCGAUAUUGCCCAACGACGAGGACAAGCAGGAGAUGAAGGUGUUGUUCGGUAAGGAGAGCACCAGUGAGGCAAGGUGGAACGUUUUCGUGCAAUAUGUCGAGUCGAAACGAACAGGGGGGGAGCGGAAGUGGUAUUUAUACCGUCACCUGGUGGAGGAGGUGAAACUGCAGUAUUCGUAUCCGAGGCUGGACAUCAACGUGAGCAAAGGUUUAAAUCACCUGCUGAAAUCGCCUUUCUGCGUACACCCGAAAACCGGCAAGAUCUGCAUACCGUUCAAUGCUAGCGCGGUUGACAAGUUCGAUCCCGACAAGGUGCCCACCAUAAUGACGCUGAUAGAGGAGAUCAACGUGUACGACGUGAAGGACAAGGCCGAGGAGGAGACUUACGAUCUGAAUAAGAAGCGCAUCAAGGAUUACAAGAAGACGAGCUUGAACAAGUCACUCCACGUGUUUCAGGAAUUCCUGCGACAUUUAGAGGCCGAGCGGCGCGAGCAGAGGUUGAAAGGGAAACUUACAGCCGACAGCAUGGAAUUUUGACGGAUCUUCCCAACGACAUUGAAAUGCGAUACAUCACGUGAUAUACAGGUUCGAUAUAAUAAUAUUAUUUAUAAUACACUUUUUUAUCUUUUUACGAUAUAUUUUCGUUAGAAUAAAAGAGAAAGAAAAAAAAGAGGAAGAAAAAUGUCUACACCGUCAACUAUUCCGGAUUCCCACGUUUCUUUUCGUAC